This is a messenger RNA of Cercospora beticola, 2461 nucleotides long. RefSeq lists its product as uncharacterized. Gene Ontology annotation, molecular function: RNA helicase activity; nucleic acid binding; ATP binding. The record is from RefSeq and is a predicted model, not a curated record. Lineage: Eukaryota; Fungi; Ascomycota; Dothideomycetes; Mycosphaerellales; Mycosphaerellaceae. Gene Ontology annotation, biological process: maturation of SSU-rRNA.
CUCUGAAAUAAUUCGACAACAAGUAUGCUAGGCCGAAUCUGAAUUCGAACCAACACAUGGAUCCUCUCAAAUUGCUGUCGCGAUCAAUCAAACGCUCAAAGACGGGAACGGUGCAGCGCAGCACACCAUCUAGCGGCCAGAAUGCAGCACCUCAGCUUUUCCCAGUGAAAGCCGAAGCUGUCGCACCAGGCUCGAAAAAACGGAAGCGAGGGGGCGACAUGAUCGAUGAUGCUUCCGCAGAGCUGGACUUCUUCGGUAGUGGACGGUCAAAUGCGAAAGGCGAAUCUCCUGCGGCGUCCGCAAAGCAGAGCGCGGUGGCAAAGCAGACCGACGAGGGCGAGAAAGACAAUUCAGCACCCACUUCGUAUCGAUUGCCCGAAGGAGAGCGCAAAAAUGUGCUGCGCCAGCACAAGUUGAAGGUUACGUGGCUCAACCCACCAGCAGUCGAGGACAAGGCACGCUCAAAGGGGAAAGAGAAAGGUGACAAGAAGCAAGCGAAAGCCGAAAAGCUGUCGAUAUAUCCACAGCCAUUACAAACCUUCUCGGAGCUUCGAGAGAUAUAUGGCGUCUCAGCUAGAAUCGCAAGCAAUGUUGAAGACCAGGGCUAUUCCAUGCCAACAGAGGUUCAACUCGGGGCAAUCCCACUUUUGUUGGAAUCACCCAGUGCGCUUUUGUCCACUACUGGCGUUCCGUCUGCCACAGAACACAGUCAUGUUGACCUGUUGACGGUGGCACCUACAGGCAGCGGAAAGACGCUUGCUUUUGCCAUACCUCUAAUGCAUAGGCUUCACCAAAUCAAGCGCGAGCGCAAUGAUACCCCGAGAUCUAUCUCCUCCAUUAUCCUUGCUCCCACUAAAGAGCUCGCCAGUCAGAUAGUGAACGAGUGCAAGAAGCUUGCUCGCAACACUGGGUUGCGCGUGACACAGGUUCGGAAGGGAAUGAAAUUGGCCAUGUCCACUACGUCAACACAUGACAGUGAAGACGAAGAUGACCAGCCUCCAGACAUUGGAAAGCCUUCUGGAACUGCAGUAAAGGCCGAUAUCCUUGUCUCAACGCCUGGAGCGCUCGCUGGCAUUGUCCAAGGUCUGCCACACGACCAGUCCGAAGCACUCUCAAAUGUUCAGCACCUGAUUCUUGACGAGGCCGACGUCUUGCUGGACCCGCUGUUUCGCGAACAAACGUUGGCGAUCUGGAAUGGUCUACCUCAUCCUGACUUGCGAGUCAGUUUGUGGUCAGCGACCAUGGGAAGCAACAUCGAAGAGCUGGCACAGUCGAUUAUGCAAGAGCGACGCGCUCGGAUUGCGCAGGGAGACGACGACGCCGCCGCUGCAGUUCCCCUUCUACGACUCGUGGUUGGUCUGAAGGACUCGGCCGUGCCAAACGUAGAGCACAAGUUGGUGUAUUCGGCUUCGGAGCAGGGCAAACUCAUGGGUCUCCGCAACCUCCUGCAUCCUGCCACAAGUUCAACAGAAUCUGGACCUCCAUUACUGCCUCCGUUCCUUGUUUUCACGCAAACUAUUGAACGUGCCGUUGCACUGCAUUCAGAACUGCUUUACGACAUACCCGCGGAAGCUGGCGGCAUCAGUAGGAUUGCUGUGCUACACUCAGACCUCUCGGAUGCAGCACGCGAUACUGUCAUGACUAAAUUCCGCAGAGGGGAGGUCUGGGUCCUGAUCACAACAGAUCUCCUGUCGCGAGGCGUGGAUUUCCGUGGCGUGAACGGGGUGGUCAACUAUGACAUCCCCACGUCGAGUGCAGCAUACAUCCAUCGCGUGGGACGCACUGGGCGAGCCGGACGCGAGGGUGGCGUGGCCGUUACACUGUUCAGCCAAGAAGACAUACCAUACAUGAAACCAAUCGCCAAUGUGGUCUCAAUGGCGCAGAAGCAGAAGGGCAAUCCGGACACUGGGGUUCAGAAAUGGUUGCUUGAUGCGUUGCCAGAUCUCAACAAGAAAGCGAAGCAGGAUCUGAAGAAGCACGGGGUGGAAACGAGAACUGCCCGAGGCAUGAACAAGGAUCCGCGAGCAGCUCGCAAAGCCAAGAUCAGCACCAAAGCUGGCUUUGUACGACGACAAGAGAACAAACGACGUGGUGCAAUCCUGGGCAGUCGUCGACGACGAGACGCGGCAUCGGCUGAACCGAACGAUCAAGGCGCAGACUUUGAUGGUUUCGAUUGAAGCAAUCUUUUUACUGCAGAUUGACAAAGAGGCCUCCGUCAACAAGAAGUUGCGCCCCAGAAACGUACUCACUCAGAUCACUGGCCAGGAACACAGCUGGUCCGGCCAGGUCUUUCGGCUGUCCCAGCCUGCCUAGCGGUAUGCGACCCUCCAUGUACUGUCGCUUCUCUUCGCUUGCCAAAUCCUCAUCGUUGAGUUGUGUCCGGAUCGUGCCCGGCAAUAGAGCAUUGCAUCUGAUGCCAUAUUUCCCCAAUGCACAUGCUGUACUCUGCAUCAAGGAUAAA